AUGGGGGUGCUGCGAGCGCUCCGAGGUGGGGACCGGCACCGCGCUCAGCACCACGCCUGCCAGCACGCUGGUGGGGGGGACAGGGACCUGCUGGUGCCCAUGUUCUUGGCACAGGGAGAGCCAGGGUCACGCGCUUGGGGCCAGCCCCAAGCUGCCCCGGGCUGCUCUUCCCCAGGCUGCACAGAGCCGGCUCCACCGGCCUCUCCUGCGGGCCCAUGCUCCGGCUGGGGAGACGUUUGCCCGACUCGGGGCCCGUCCCUGCGGCUGCUGGAGCGAUGCAAACCCUCGGUUGCUUUCCUUCCAGGUUUCUUCACUUGGGUAGGUGCCCAGUCGGGACCUGCGCGUGGCGAGGACGGUGGCAAGGCGGCCGGGUCUGUCCCUGUGGCCAUCGCUACCUUUGCCACCGUGGUGACUUCUCUGUUGAACCGGCUGCAAGACGCCGAGGGCAGCAGAGCGGAGACCUACCGCGAGCUGGAGAGCGUCUUGUGGGGCGACGAGAGCCAUCUGCAGAGCUCUGAGGUGGACAGAGUGAUAGCAGUGGCGUUGGAGGACCUGCGAGCGGCCCAGGGUGGGACGGCCUCCGUGAGGACGGCGGCUAGUGAUGUCCUGGUGGCGCUGGCCCGCUCCCACUUGUGCGACGUGGUGUCGGCGCUGCAGGGCCACCUGAAGGCCCUGGAGGAGACGUCGGAGGAGUUUGUCCUCAUCACCCUGCGCAACCUCGCCACACGCUACGCUGUGGCCCUGGCGCGGCAGCGCUGCCGGGGGAUGGAGCCCGCGGGCCAAGGCGGCUCUGGCUGA
Dromaius novaehollandiae (emu) is the source of this 798-nucleotide messenger RNA. RefSeq lists its product as uncharacterized. The coding region runs from base 1 to 798 and encodes 265 amino acids. NCBI's taxonomy places the organism in Eukaryota, Metazoa, Chordata, Aves, Casuariiformes, Dromaiidae. The transcript has 4 exons. The record is from RefSeq and is a predicted model, not a curated record.